AUGAAAAUAGUUUAUAUUAUUUUUAUAACAUUUGUAUUUUUUAUUUAUGUAUAUGGAAAAUUAAAUAUAGAUAUUUUUAAAAAUCUUAUUAAUAUUGAUAUAGAAUAUAUAAAUUUUUAUAAAAAUGAUAUAAGAAAAAAAUAUAUAACAAAUGGAAAUAGUUUAAUAUAUGAACAUGUAAGUAAAUAUAUUAAUUUAAAAAAUAAUUAUGUACAAGUUAUUGUAAAAGGGAAAUUAAAAAAUGUGCAAGAUACUUCAGCAGAAAGUUUUCUUUUUUUAUUGCCUUAUCAUGAGGCUUAUCAGGCUACCAACAUACAUGUUAUUGAUGAAAAAGGAAAUAUUCUUCAAUAUAAUAUUUUAAAAGAUACAAAAGAUAUAGAAGAAAUAAAUAUAGAUUCAUUUAAUCAUGAUGUUGAUAUAUCAAAUUUUAAUAUAAAAGUUUAUGAAAUAUUAUUGAAUACAAAAUUAAAAUUAGAAGAAGAUAUUCUUAUUGAAUUAUCAUAUACACUAGGUCAGCCUUAUCACCCAUAUCCAUUAGAUAUAAAUUUAAUGGAAAAACAAAAUGUUUUAUUUUAUUUAUCUUCAAAAAUUUUGUUACCAUAUCAAGUUGAAAAAUAUGAACAGAUAGAUAUAAAAUUAUGUGACAACUGUGAUAUUGUUAAUUUAGAUGAUGCAUGUUUUUUAAAAGAUUUAAAAAAAAUAAAUGAUAAAAAUUAUAUUAUUAAAUAUCAAUAUAAUAUAGAACCAUUUAAUUUAGGACAUAAAAUCUUAUUAUAUUUUGUAUGUGAUUAUAAUUUAGGUUAUUUUGAAAAAGUAAUAAAAAAUAUUAAUAUAUCUUCUUUAGGUUAUAUAUAUGAAAAGGAAGAAUACUUUUUAAAAAAUAAUGCAGCAAAAAUAAAUAAAUUUGAUAGAUAUGUCUUAAGUGACUAUGAAAGUAAAUAUACCUCAUCUGCAGGAUCGAUCACAGGGGAUAUAAAAGGUGCUACUAAUAUGGGAUUUAUAAAUAUGGAGAACAAAAAUGAUACGUUUAAUAAUAUUUCAAAUGUAAAUAUUUCAAAUGCAAAUAUUUCAAAUGUAAAUAUUUCAAAUGCAAAUAUUUCAAAUACAAAUAUUUCAAAUACAAAUAUUUCAAAUACAAAUAUUUCAAAUACAAAUAUGCCAACCGACAAGACACACAACCAAAAUAGUAUCAUCUAUUCUCUUGAAUCCAAAAUAAAUUAUAAUAUUUAUGACUACAAUUAUUUUGAUGAUCUAGGAAAAAUAUAUUUAAUUAGAGGAGAAGAAAUUUAUGAUGAUGAGAAAAAAAAAAAUAUUCUAAAAUUCGAUGUAAAACCUAGAUAUCCUUUAUUAGGUGGUUGGAAAUUUCAUUUCUUCAAUACAUUUUAUCAUUAUUCGAACUUAUAUAAAAUGAAAAAUAAAAGAAAUGCAUAUGCAUAUAAAGUAGAUAUUUCUCCUACCAUUAAAAGUUUUUAUAUCAAACAAUUAAAUAUAAAUAUAUCUUUACCAUCUUAUUCUCAUGAUGUUUUUAUAAAUAAAGAUAAUCUUAAAAAUAAUCUACAUAUACAAACUACCAAAAAAAAAGAAUGGAUCGAUUUCUUUUCUGAAAGAAAUGUUCUUGAAUUACAAAUACAUAAAUUCUUUCCUUCCAGUGAUGAAAAAUAUAUGAACAAUUUUCUUGUCACAUACAACCUGCCAAUAACGCAUAUUUUUAUAAAGCCUCUCAUAUUGAUUAUCAUAACUUUUUUUAUAAUCCUUUUGUCAUUUAUAAUGAAGAAAAUAUCUUUCAAAUUUAAUACAGUUAAUGAAAACGAAAUAGAAAAAGAAAAAAUCCAACAACAGCUUUUUCAUGAGAAGUCUAAGGAGUUAUAUGAAAAUUUGUCGUAUAUAUCUGAUAAGCUCAUCCAAUCAGUUAAUUGUCUCAAUGGAAAAGAAAAAAAAGAAAACUCUGAAAUUUUAACACAACUAGAAGAAAAAUGGACAUAUGAUUUUAUUAUUUAUACAAAAGAAUUUUAUAGAUUAUUUGAAUAUUCUGAUAAAAAAUAUGAACUACAAGAAUAUGUUGAUAAGUGUUUUAAUUACCAUGCGGUGGUCAAACAAUUUUUUGAAGCACAAAAAACUAACAACUUGAAUGUUAACCUCAACGAAAUUGCGAAAGCUGAAAAAGAUUUGUUACUUUUAUUAAAAUAUAAUUAA
Molecule: messenger RNA, 2193 nt
Organism: Plasmodium adleri (nom. inval.)
Lineage: Eukaryota; Apicomplexa; Aconoidasida; Haemosporida; Plasmodiidae
Product: dolichyl-diphosphooligosaccharide--protein, putative
Exons: 5
Coding region: 1-2193 (730 amino acids)
Cellular component (GO): membrane; oligosaccharyltransferase complex
Source: RefSeq, a predicted model, not a curated record